Messenger RNA from Colletotrichum siamense, 1932 nucleotides. RefSeq lists its product as uncharacterized. The coding region runs from base 1 to 1932 and encodes 643 amino acids. The record is from RefSeq and is a predicted model, not a curated record. Lineage: Eukaryota; Fungi; Ascomycota; Sordariomycetes; Glomerellales; Glomerellaceae. The transcript has 5 exons.
AUGGGGGAGCAUAGCAGCUCACACGGCCUUCAUCGCAUGCGCAGACCGUUGUGGCGUUCAAAAGAUAGACAAAGGUCGCCGAGUCCCCAAAUAUGCGAGAAGCUCAUUCGCAAAAAGGUUCCUAGCUUCAGCGAUGCGCCCCCGGGGCAAUUGCAAUACAACAACAGUAAAGAUAGGUUCCAGGCUAGAAACAAGGUCGCGGUGAAGGACCUGGGAAAAAUCAUUGACGCUCACGACAAUGAGGCAGAUACCGCCUUGAAGGUUGGGAGCAGCUCUUGGGACCUCGUCUUUGAACAAAUGGCUGCGGCGAAGACUCGCAAUGAAGAGAGAUCCGAUCUCGGCUCCAAGGUGACAGCUGGUGGUGAUGUGAUUUCAGCCUAUAUCAAUCUUCUCCCGGACGAUUACGGCAUCGGAAUCUUGAAGGGGGGACUCGCUCUCAUAUUUGAUGCUACCAAGGCGCAUGACGAGAACAGAAACAAGAUUGUCCAAACCUUCGAGACGAUUCCUGACAGCAUUCUGACCAUCAACAUGGCCUUCGAUCUUCUUGACCCUGACCCGGCCGAUAUGAAAGUCCAAACAGAGGCGGUCGGCAUGCUUCUUGAGGACCUCCCAGCUCUGAUUAAAAUACUUCUAGGAGAAGAGAAAUGGUAUCGCAAAGUCGUCAGGUUUCUUUCACUUAGCAUCCCAGAGACCAUGACAAUUGACGACAUAUUGUCACGCUGGGACCAAAAAGUGGUGCAGUUGAAGGAGCAUGUGCAACGAAUGAAGUGGAAAAUGUGCUCCAAAUUCUCCGCAGAGCUCAAAAGCAUUGGCGACGCAGUAAAACACUCAGACAUGGAUAUCCGGGCAUUACUUGCAGAAAGUAAGGCAAUGCAGACGGCCAUAUUCCAUAACACCAAGAAGGAUUACGCGUCCAUCUUAUCCGAGAUUUAUCGGGGCAAUGAAAUUGCGGCGUAUGUGGCUUCAUUGAUGAAGGAACAAAUGGAGGGCAUGACGCGCGAAAGAGAGAGCUUUUCUCGAGAAAGAGAACACUACCAAGCCAGGGAGUUGAGAUUGGAAGAAAGAAACCAACAUCUCAGCGUCGAGAAUGAGACACUGCGUCGAAAGGUGUCCCAGAACAGCAUCGUAGAACAGCCGAGGGUCAGCCUUAUUGACGACGUGCAGCUUCUAGACAUUCUUGGGGUUGAUCUUGAUAAAUUAGGGGACGACUCUGAAACUAUCCUGGGCCAUUCAGAGCAUUCUGAUACAGAUGAGAGGGCAAAAGCUCAGUGGUUACUACAAACCGAUGAGUUUCGCAAUUGGCUUCGAGAGAAUCGCUCUUCUCUGCUCCUUGUGGACGGGGAGCUGCAGGACUCCUUCAUAUCCCCGCUGUCAGGGAUAUGUGGUGGUCUGAUCAGCGCCCUCGUGGAGAGCCGGGGCUCGGCUGUGGCCUUCUUCUUCGCAGGGCUGCAUGUCGAUAUGCAGCUGCCAGAUAUUGAUAGCGGACCGGUGGCUAUGAUCAGGAGCCUCAUAGCUCAGCUCCUGAUGAGUGACAAUCUGCCCUCACGCGACUUAAGCUUCAUGUCCAAGGACAUGAUCAAGGGAUGCAGAGAAGGGGACUGUCUCGUUCUCUGUGAAGUAUUCGUCAAAAUUAUCAAGCAGGUGCCAACUCAGACGACGGUGUACUGCAUCAUCGACGGUGUUUCGUGGUAUGAGCAGGGACGUUGGCUGGAUGAUCUCGAUGAAUUUGCGACGGCGUUGGAGUAUGUGGCAAAGAGGAACAACGCUGGCCGUUCUGGGUCGUUGAAAGUUCUGUUGACUAGCCCGACUCAAAGCACGGAGAUUGGACAUCUUGCGAGAAAGCACAGAAAUGUCUGGUGGCAUGUGUCGUUGGCAGCUGGCCACAUUCACCCUUACUUGGGUUUUAUGGAUUCGAACUCACUCCCUAUGUAG